This is a messenger RNA of Phasianus colchicus (ring-necked pheasant), 4613 nucleotides long. The record is from RefSeq and is a predicted model, not a curated record. NCBI's taxonomy places the organism in Eukaryota, Metazoa, Chordata, Aves, Galliformes, Phasianidae.
CAUGGCGGCGGCGGCGGCGGGGCGGGACGCGCUACCUGAGCACUGGUCCUACGGCGUCUGCAGGGACGGCCGCGUCUUCUUCAUCGACGACCUGAGCCGCAGCACCACCUGGCUGCACCCGCGCACCGGGGAGCCCGUCAACUCGGGACACAUGAUCCGCUCCGACCUGCCCCGCGGCUGGGAGGAGGGCUUCUCGGAGGAGGGCGCCAGCUACUUCAUCGACCAUAAUCAGCAGACCACGUCAUUUAGACAUCCUGUGACAGGACAGGUUUCUCCAGAAAAUAUUGAAUUUAUUUUGCAAGAAGAACAGAAUUCACCUAUGUCCAAGCAACAAAUAAACCAAAGACCUUCAAGCAUGGUCAGUGAAUCAUCCACUGCAGUAACUAUGUCUGCUGUUGAUACAAAGCCUGGUUCUAAGGUGAUGAAGGCUGGAAACAAAGUUCAUAGCUUUGGAAAGAGGGAACAAGCUAUCAGGAGGAAUCCCAAUGUUCCUGUGAUAGUAAGAGGCUGGUUACACAAACAGGACAGUUCUGGUAUGCGAUUAUGGAAAAGACGAUGGUUUGUGCUUGCUGAUUAUUGUUUGUUUUACUAUAAAGAUAGCAGAGAAGAAUCUGUGUUGGGUAGCAUACCAUUGCCCAGCUAUGUAAUAUCUCCUGUUGGACCUGAAGAUCGUAUAAAUCGCAAAUUUUCUUUUAAGGCUGUCCAUACAGGGAUGCGGGCAUAUAUUUAUAAUAAGAAUUCUGUUAUUGGCUCUCAGGCAGAGCAUUCAGGGAUGCGGACGUAUUACUUCAGUGCAGAUACCCAGGAGGAUAUGAACAGCUGGAUUCGGGCUAUGAACCAAGCUGCCCUUAUGCAAACACGCUCUUCACUGAGAAGAGAAACUGAAAAAGGAGAUCAACGAGCUGUUCCCCAAGUCAAUCAUGUGGAUGCCUGUAAAGUAUGUGUGAAGGCAGAGAUUACAGACACAAAAGAAAGUUACCAAAAAUCUGCUGAAAUGCUCGGAUAUGAUAAGCGUGAGGAGAUAAGAAGAGAAAAAGAAGAAGAGGAACGUUAUAUCCACAGAAAAGAAGCUCUAGAAACUAAGAAGGGAAAGGCUAAGCAUGCGUUAACAGAAGCUGAUUCAUUAUUUCCAGAUUUAACGAAUCCACCACGAUCCCAAGUAGCUCAGUCUGUGCCCAUUGAGAAGAAUGGAACGCUUCCUAGUUCAUUAAGUAUGAGUGCUGGCCUAGUGGAGCAGAAUGGUACCAGCUCAUAUAAAAGAGGGUUUGUUCCCAGGACAAAUCCAGAUAAACAGAUUCAAAGAAAAAGUAAUAUGGCUCAAGUGGAGCACUGGGUAAAAGUCCAAAAAGGAGAUACAAAAAGCCUUGCUUCUGAUCUGACUCUCACACGCCAGGGUCCCAAUCCACCUUUUUCUGAAAACUACCACACUUUGCCAAAGAACACCAGGCAGCCUUCAGGGAGCUCACCGCCACCACUAAAUCGCAAUUUGCCGAGUGACUACAAGUAUGCACAAGAUCGUGUUAGCCACUUGAAGAUGUCCCAGGAGGAAAGGAAAGCAAAUAAGGAUGGAACUGUUUGGCAGCUUUAUGAGUGGCAGCAGAGACAGCAAUUUAAGCAUGGCAGCCCCACUGCCCCGCUUUAUGUAGGCUCUUCGGAUUUUAUUGAUCGGGGUAAGUCAAAAAGUUCAUUGGAUGUUCCACGAUCAAUAUCUGUUCCACCCUCUCCAUCUGAUAUUCCUCCACCUGGACCUCCAAAAAGCUUUCUCCCGAGGAGACCGCACACUCCUGCAGAAAGGCUCACAGUUAAACCAUCUGAUGAGAGACAGACUGUAGACAGUCCUUUCGCUGGAUCACCUAGGAAGAUUCGAAGUAAUGCUCUAAAGAGCUCAACUCACAUUGAUCGACGCUCGAUGCCAGCUAUGGGCUACAUGACCCAUACUGUGAGCGCACCAAGUUUGCAUGGCAAGUCGGCUGAUGACACUUAUAUCCAGUUGAAAAAGGAUUUGGAGUAUUUAGAUCUGAAGGUGUCGGGACGCGACACGCUAAAAGAGCGAAGUACGAAACCCGUCAAGGUUGCAGAAAGUGACAUCGAUGUCAAGCUGAGCGUUUUCUGUGAGCAGGACAGAAUUCUGCAGGACUUGGAGGACAAAAUAAGAGCUCUUAAGGAAAAUAAAGAUCAGCUGGAGUCUGUUUUGGAGGUGUUACACAGGCAGAUGGAACAGUACAAAGACCAACCACAGCAUGCAGAAAAAAUUUCCUACCAGCAAAGACUUUUGCAAGAAGAUCUUAUACAUAUUCGGGCUGAAAUAUCCAAAGUUUCAACGGAAAUGGAAAAUGCCUGGAAAGAAUAUCUGAAACUAGAAAAGGACGUGAGCCAGCUGAAGAAAGCCUUGCAGGAACAAAUGAACAGUUCAUUAGUAUCUCAGGAGAAAACACAAAUACAAAAAGACUUGUGGAGAAUUGAAGAUGUUACAGCUGGCUUGAGUGCAAAUAAAGCAAAUUACAAAACCAUAGUGGACUCCAUCAAGAAUCCAGAAAGAAAAACAGUGCCUUCAUUUUCUCAGUCUACAGUGCCUUCCUUACCAGCUUCUCUCACAACUGUGGAGAGCAAACCUUCAGUUCCACAAAGCCCUCCGUCCAGCAUGGUCAAACCUUCCCUGGAGGUGAGGCUGUAUCCACAGCCUUAUUUCCAGGCCAGAACGCAGCAACAAGUACCACAGCUGAAAAAAAUUGAGCCACCUCUUCAGUCACCAGUUAGGCUAAUGCCAAAGGUUGAAGAUGAAGCACCGCCCAGACCUCCUCUUCCUCAGUUAUACAGUCCUGAAGAUCAACCACCAGCUGUUCCACCACUCCCAAGGGAAGCCACUGUCAUCAGACAUACGUCAGUGCGAGGCCUGAAACGUCAGUCGGAUGAAAGAAAGAGAGACAGAGAACUAGGACAGUAUGUAAACGGAGAUUAUAGGGUAGAACUGCGUUCGUACGUGAGUGAACCAGAACUAGCAAUGAUUGGUGGUGACCUCAGCCAACCUUCCAGUGGUUUCAUAACUGUUGAUAGCGGAUACCAGACGUUGCCUACUCGUGGCUUGUCAGGAUCAACUUCCAGAUUGCACCAGUCAUCUACCAUUUCAUCAUAUGCAACUCUUCGAAGAGAUAGGUCCAAGGAGAGACCAAAGAGUGCCUUGGAACGUUUAUACUCUGGAGACCACCAAAGAGGCAAGAUGAGUGCAGAGGAACAACUAGAAAGAAUGAAACGACAUCAGAAGGCAUUAGUUCGUGAACGCAAGAGAACCCUUAGCCAAGGAGAAAGGCAGUCUGUUUCAUCUCGGUCUUUCAUCAGGCCCAUUUCUGCAGACAUAGGCUCAUGGAAGCGAGAGCAAGAAUUUGAUUUGCAGCUACUUGAGAGGGCAAUUCGUGGAGAAGACAAGGAUGAAAAUGAAUGGUUAAAAGUUCAGCCAGUAGCAGUAGCGGUGACAGAGACAGACCUGGAGCCUCAAGACUACGAUUUAGACAUCAGCAGAGAGUUGUCAAAACCUGAGAAGGUUGCGAUUCCAGAACGUUAUGUUGAAUUGGAGCCAGAAGAACCUCUUUCUACAGAAGAACUGGAAGCAAGGCAGCGUAAAGCAGAGAAGAUAAAGAAUAUCCUUACGAAAUCAAGUAUGCACAAUCUACAGCCUACUGUUGCCCAGGACAAGCACAACUCAGUUGAUUUAGAUUCACAGCUCCAAGAGCAGGAACGCAUCAUUACCAUAUCAUACGCUUUGGCUUCUGAAGCCUCUCAGAGGAGCAAGGAGGUAGCAGCCAAAGCAGUAAGUGAGCAGUGAUGUAAGACUCGAAGCCAAUCCCACCCCAGUGGCGCCGCAUAGAAGAAACAGGAGACUGAUUGCGAGCACUCUGUGAAGGCAUUCACUGGCUGAUCACAGGUUCUUUCUUUUGGAAAUAUGUUCAGAGAAUAAUGGGGGAUUUUCUAUGAAAAUGGAGAGAAUUGCUUAACUUCUUAUUUUGACUUCAGUUUAGUUCAGACUUUUUAUAUGAAUGGAUGGCACUUUUAAUAAACUCUGUAAAAUACUGACAAUGUAUUUUUAGAACAGAAUGUAUUUUGGAAUUUGUUUAAAUCAAGGGCUGAAUUCAUUUGAAGAGGAACUACUUGCAUAGUUGUUAUGAGAUGCUGUUACUUCCCCCUCAGGCUCAGAAGCACAAUGUAAAGUUUUAUGGAAAAAAAUGCAAGUUGAACAAUCCUAGAAACACGUUUGUAGGGUAUGGGUAGAGCUAACCCCACUUGAGAGGUUUACUGUAGGGCUGUUUUGGGUUGAGUAUCUUAGUAGAGUUAAUCACCCACCCUUUUGCCCAUGGAGUAAUACAUUGCAAGGAACUUGUAGUUUGAUUUCCUAAAUCUCAGUAUAGCUGAAAUUUUCCAUGAAAGCCAUUGCAAAAAACAAUUUUUAACUCCUGUUUCCUUUUUUGAUUGCAUGUCAUUAGCUUGCUGGUAUUGAUACACAGCAUGCUAGAUUGCUCCUGACUGUAGUAACAACCAGCUAACAAAGUAUAUUUUGUUUUGAAAGCUGAGAUAUGGAAAAAGGAAACUUUUAAAUUAAAGUAUGUCACGUAAGCAAUAAG